CCAACAUUUCAAACUUCGAUAGCUGCUCACACGAAGAUAUCAAAUCAACCUGUAAACACAACUACGAUGGGCAUUCCACUGCCUCAGUACGACCACCAGGCCUGGCCUUCCACGCGCACUCAGACAACCCCAUCAAGACAAACCCUCGCCGGCAAUGCAUGGCUCAGGCGCGUGGCCGCCAACGAGGAAGAGCUUUUCCUGCUGCAGAUGAUCCAGAAUACCUACGAGGUGCAACUGGACGACCACCCCGAAAUGGGGUACCGUUUUUACAUGUGGCUGCUGUGGGACUACGAUCGCCUCUGGGGCAUCUUCGACCUUGGACACACGAAGGUACAGUUCCUCAUUGACUCAGGGCUUCGCUCAUGCAGGUGCAACGAGGAGGCGCAAGAACUCCAAUUCCACUGGCGGGGAGUCUGUAAAGCCGCCGGUGAUGUUGUGCUUUGCGAUGAGUGGAUUACUCGAGGGAGGUUGCGCAUCAAUCCGUGGGAGGGAACGUUUGAGGGCGUCUUCGAGGGCAUGGCAGAGAACGGUAAUCCGGGCGAGGAUGGCAAUGGAGAUCGAUGUGCCUUCCAUGCCAGGGAACAUCACAGUCUACAAGUGGUGCCCUAUUAUCUGGAAGACGUGGUUGCGACAUGGAAUAGCUAUAAUGCCUUUCAAGGGAGGCAGGAGAGAGUCCGGCAGUUUGCGGCUUCAGCUGAGGGGGUGGAUCAGCCCAGAUGA
Aspergillus japonicus CBS 114.51 is the source of this 720-nucleotide messenger RNA. RefSeq lists its product as uncharacterized. The transcript has a single exon. The record is from RefSeq and is a predicted model, not a curated record. Bases 67 to 720 code for a protein of 217 amino acids. Lineage: Eukaryota; Fungi; Ascomycota; Eurotiomycetes; Eurotiales; Aspergillaceae.